GUGAACGUGAACUCCCGAACGCGACAGGGGCUUGAUGUCUCUCCGUCCGGCUGAGCAUCCUUGCCCUGGCAGCCUGCCAUGCGCCUGCACAGCUGACCACGAUCAGUUGGAACCGCCGCAUGUUGUGUUGAUGUUGUGCCUGUGAACGUUUCCAUUAUCUCUUCCUGUGUUUUUGCUGCUGUACAUAUAUCUCUUUUUAUUUACGUGAUAAUCACCGUGUUCAAUUGGGACACACGUAGUUUUCCAAUUCCCGUCGCGUCGCCCAAGAUGAAGCUCUCAACAUUCGCCGUUACGGCGGCAGCCGUGCCGGGUGCGCUGGCUUGGGGCGGCUUCGGGCACAUCACCGUCGGCUACCUAGCCAGCAACUUCGUGUCGCCGGCGACGACGACCUACCUCCAAGCACUCCUGCGCAACGACACGGGCGACUACCUCGCCGGGGUCUCGACCUGGGCCGACUCGAUCCGGUACACCAAAUGGGGCCGCUUCACCUCCGACUUCCACUUCAUCGACGCCAAGGACGACCCCCCACAAUACUGCGGCGUCGACUUCGAGCGCGACUGCAAGAAGGACCGCGGCUGCGUCGUCAGCGCCCUGCACAACUACACCACGCGCAUGCUGGACGUCGCCGGCGAGCUGCCGCCCUGGGAGCGCGCCAUCGCGGCCAAGUUCGUCGUCCACUUCGUCGGCGACAUCCACCAGCCGCUGCACACGGAGAACGUGGCGCGCGGCGGCAACGGCAUCCCCGUGCUGUUCGACGGCCGCCGCUUCAACCUGCACCACGUGUGGGACACGAGCAUCGCCGAGAAGCUGGUCGGUGGUGUCCGCCGCCGCGGCCCUUACCCGGAGGCCAAGCGCUGGGCGGACGAGCUCACCCGCGAGAUCAACGACGGCAAGUACGCGACCGACCGGAUUGAUUGGUUGAGGUCCGCCAACUUGUCUGAUCCUGUCGCUACUGCGAUGGCUUGGGCGUCUGAGGCGAAUGCCCAUGUCUGCACCGUUGUGUUGCCCGAGGGCCCGAAUGCCAUCCGCGGCCAGGAGCUGGGAGCAGAAUACUACGAGGCCGCGGCGCCGGUGAUCGAGGUGCAGGUAGCGAGGGCGGGAUACCGCUUGGCUGCAUGGCUGGACUUGAUCGUCUCGAGCCUGAAGACCGAGUCACUGUCAGAAGAUCUCUAACCAACACCGCUAUUAUUGUUUUGCCCAGGCGGCGUUGGCGAUCUUAGAAUGGCACGAUGGGAGCCGAUCCCCUCCCCGCGGGACGGUACCUAGUUGCAGUGGAGAGCGAGCCGCCCAUCUUGGCUCUUGAGGCGGUUCACGU
Molecule: messenger RNA, 1315 nt
Organism: Chaetomium fimeti
Lineage: Eukaryota; Fungi; Ascomycota; Sordariomycetes; Sordariales; Chaetomiaceae
Product: phospholipase C/P1 nuclease domain-containing protein
Exons: 3
Coding region: 268-1173 (301 amino acids)
Biological process (GO): DNA catabolic process
Molecular function (GO): endonuclease activity; nucleic acid binding
Source: RefSeq, a predicted model, not a curated record